AUGAAAGAAGCCACCAGCAAGGAAAAUGAGAAGGCAAAUAAUGCAAAUACUGAAGUUGGCGAGCCACCUCAAGGAAUUGUCCAGGAUACGGCCGAAAUCACAGCUGCCCCCGAGACAAAAUAUCUCACUGGCCUUCCAUUACACCUCCUAGGGCUUGCGUUGAUGGCAUCGAUUUUCAUGAUUGCUUUGGAUCUUAGCAUUAUUACUACUGCUAUUCCCAAAAUCACAACCCGCUUCAAUAGCUUGGGAGACGUUGUCACUGGCUGGUAUGGGAGCGCCUACCUCCUCACCCAAAUGGCCUUCCAGCCGUCCUUCGGCAAGAUCUACACCUAUUUUGACCUAAAACUGACCUUCCUAACCUCCAUUGCCAUAUUCGAGGUAGGCUCAGUAGUAUGCGCUGCCGCUCCAAGCUCUAUGGCGUUCAUCAUCGGCAGAGCAGUGGCGGGGUUUGGCGCUGCUGGAAUCUUCUGUGGAGGUCUGGUAAUUGUAGCCAAUACUGUGCAUAUGCGCCUAAGACCUCUCUUUGUUGGUAUAGUGACGAGUAUGUAUGGCGUGGCAUCGGUCCUUGGACCAACGCUUGGAGGACUGAUGACAGAUUCCCCUCGGCUGACGUGGAGGUUCUGCUUCUGGGUAAACCUACCAUUUGGUGCCAUUGCAGUGGCUAUCGUCACGUUUGUUUUUAAGCCAACUACGGUUGUUAAAACUGGACUUUCGAUUCAACAAAAACUGGCCAAGUCGGGGAUUGCUCAUGUUGUUAUAUUGCUGGCUGAUUUGACUUGCCUGGUGUUGGCUCUACAGUGGGGAGGAUCUGUAUAUCCCUGGUCCAACUCUCGGGUUUGGGGCCUGCUUCUCGGAUUUGGGCUUCUCACCAUUCUAUUUAUCGGCCUACAGAUUCGAGGAAAGGAAGAAGCACUCAUCCCCCCACGAAUCGUCACCCAGCGAUCCGUCUCCAUCUGCUGUCUCUACGUCUCCUUCAUGCAACUUGCCAUCCUCGCACUCUCCUACUUCCUCCCAUUCUUCUUCCAAGCCGUUCAAGGCUCCAGCGCCAAAACCUCCGGCCUAAGCAUCCUCCCCUUCGGCAUCACCACCGCCAUCGCAACCCUAAUCAGCAGCGCCAUCGUCACCCUCAGCGGCAUCUACAUCCCCUUCAUGUGGCUCGGCGCUGCUCUCCUCGCCGUCGGCACCGGCCUCCUGCAUACCCUUCACCGCUCAAGCCUGAUGCGGGAGUGGUUCGGGUACCAGGUCAUCAGCGGGAUCGGCUUCGGAAUCGGCGUGCAGAUUCCGUUCUUCGCCAUCCAAGUCGUCCUCGACGCGGCUGAUAUUCCUGUUGCCGGCGCGCUGAUAGCGUUUUGUCAGUCUCUCGGUGGCACGAUUGGCGCGGCAGUCGCGCAGAAUGUCUUUCAGAGCUCGCUGGUGGGGAAUCUUAAUAAGAUCCCGGGCAUUGACGUAAACCGCGUGGUUAGUGCUGGGGGGGUUGGUGUGGUAGAUGUUGUCCCAGCUCCUCUGUUGGGAGGGGUGAGAGAUGCGUAUAAUGUUGCGAUUUCGUCGGCGUUUCUUGUUGCUGUGGCCUCUGCUGGUGUUUGCUUUGUGGCGAGCUUGGGAAUGGAGUGGAGGACGAUCCCAAGGACCAAGAAGAAGACGGACGAAUCGACAACGACAGUGAUGGCAUCCUGA
Molecule: messenger RNA, 1674 nt
Organism: Pseudogymnoascus verrucosus
Lineage: Eukaryota; Fungi; Ascomycota; Leotiomycetes; Thelebolales; Thelebolaceae
Exons: 6
Coding region: 1-1674 (557 amino acids)
Biological process (GO): transmembrane transport
Molecular function (GO): transmembrane transporter activity
Source: RefSeq, a predicted model, not a curated record